This is a messenger RNA of Opisthocomus hoazin, 1158 nucleotides long. The record is from RefSeq and is a predicted model, not a curated record. Lineage: Eukaryota; Metazoa; Chordata; Aves; Opisthocomiformes; Opisthocomidae.
AUGGUUCCCACGGAACCGGAGCUGAUCUCGCUCAUCGGAUCAACGAGGGUCGCUGUCAGCCUCCGGCGCCCGAGAGCCGCUGCCCUGGACGUGCUGUGGGGCAGACGUCCCCGAGCUCCGGCACUGCGGAAUGGGGUCGUGCUGGGGCUCUGCCCCUCCCCGCUGGAAGUGCCUGUGUGGAAGGGCUCCGGCUGGGGAAGGGAGCAGGUCCUGUCCAGCCGGGAAAGGCGUGUGCAGCUCUGGCUGCAGACCCUGCCUCCCUGUUUGGCUCCCGGCAGGGGCCACCAGGGCACGUGUCCCCAGGAGAGCGUGUACUGCGAGAACAAGUGCGGGGCGCGCAUGAUGCGGCGCCUGCUGUCCCAGCACACGCUGGCCGAGUGCCCCAAGCGCACCCAGCCCUGCACCUACUGCGCCAAGGAGUUCGUCUUCGACACCAUCCAGAACCACCAGUACCAGUGUCCCCGGUACCCCGUGCCCUGCCCCAACCAGUGCGGGACGCCCAGCAUCGCCCGGGAGGACGUGCCCACCCACCUCAAGGAGAGCUGCAGCACUGCCAUGCUGCUGUGCCCCUUCAAGGAAGCUGGCUGCAAGCACCGGUGCCCCAAGCUGGCCAUGGGCCGGCACCUGGAGGAGAGCACCAAGGCGCACCUGGGCAUGGUGUGCGCGCUGGUGAGCCGGCAGCGGCAGGAGAUCCUGGGGCGGCGGCGCGGCGGGGGGGGGCCCCGCAGCAACUACGAAUCCUCCAGCCCCCCUUUCUACCCCCACAAGUACGGCUACAAGCUCCAGGUCUCGGCUUUCCUCAACGGCAACGGGAGCGGGGAGAGCAGCCACCUCUCCGUCUACAUCCGCGUGCUGCCGGGCGAGUAUGACAACCUGCUGGAGUGGCCCUUCUCCUACCGCGUCACCUUCUCCUUGCUGGACCAGAGCGACCCCUCCCUCUCCAAGCCCCAGCACAUCACCGAGACCUUCCACCCCGAUCCCAACUGGAAGAACUUCCAGAAGCCGGGGGCUUCGCGCAGCUCCCUGGACGAGAGCACCCUGGGCUUCGGCUACCCCAAGUUCAUCUCCCACGAGGACAUCAAGAAGCGGAACUACGUGCGGGACAACGCCAUCUUCAUCAAAGCCUCAGUGGAGAUCCCCCAGAAGAUCCUGGCCUGA